AAGUAAAAAUGUAAUGUAACAUAAAGCUAAGAAGCUAAAAAGCAUUUACUUUUCGCACGAAUUCUUAUUAGAUAUACGUAUAAAAAUGAAAAGUGUAAAAGAGGAUGGUUGUAACCUUACAACAUCCUCAAAGAGAAUAUUUUCUCCAGUUAAAUUGUCGUCACCUAAUUCAUAUCACGGGAAAAAUUUGACAGGAAUAGCACGUCAUGUACGUGAUUUAGCUGCAGAUAUCCAUGCAAAUAUACAACAAUGGAAUACUCUUCAUCUUCAAGGAAUAACUUGUAUAAAAACUAUAACUCAAGAGAAACAAACCAAAAAUUAUUAUUCCAGGACUUUACAAGAUUUGUGUGACAAUUUAGAAAGUAUUUGCGAUAGUCUGGAUGACAAAGUUAGAAAUUUGGAUCGAAUCAAACAUCAGCUGAAAGCUGUAGCAACUUUACAGAAAACUUCAGAUAAAUUAUUUAUAACAUGGCCAACAAACAAAUUUGGUAAUGUAGCAGAAACCAUAUAUGAAGCAUAUCACAAGGAAGCUAAGUUAAAACGCAAAAUACUUGAAAAUGUUGCUCAUAAUCAUACUGCCUCUUGGAAAAUGCUUCAUCUUGCAGCAUGGCAAUAUCAACCUUUAUUGUCUGAAAACGUGACGAUAUUAUUAGAAUCCUUACUCCUGGAGACUGGCCACAGAUUAUUGCGAUAACAAUUUUUAAGAUCAUGGACACAUCCUAUUGUGGUAUCACAUUCUGUUUGUUUAUGCACAGAACAACUAACACUUAAAUUCGUCUCAACGUCAUUUGAAAUGUCAUCCAGCAUGUUUCCGGUUUUGCUCCAUUCUUACUACCUUAGUAUGUG
Molecule: messenger RNA, 846 nt
Organism: Odontomachus brunneus
Lineage: Eukaryota; Metazoa; Arthropoda; Insecta; Hymenoptera; Formicidae
Product: cyclin-dependent kinase 2-interacting protein
Exons: 5
Coding region: 86-694 (202 amino acids)
Source: RefSeq, a predicted model, not a curated record